CAACUUCAAAUUUUCAGCCUAUCCAUUACCUCACUCGCUCCCUCCCUCUUACGUGAAAACGAUGGUGAAGUACUUCUCGUCGCUCUUCCUCGCCGUCGUCCUCUUCCUCGCCGCGGCAUCACCCGCCUCUGCCUCGCGGCCGUCGGUAUACCGCCUGACGGACUACGGAGCUAGGGCGGACCCAAGAACAGACUCGACGACAGCGUUUUCGGAAGCAUGGAACAAGGCAUGCAGCGACCCAAACCCUUCCACUGUCUACGUACCCCAUGGGAAGUUUCACCUCCGAGACAUAGAGUUUGAAGGGCCGUGCAAGAGCAACGACAUCACGGUGCAUAUAGACGGAACCCUAGUAGCUCCGUCCGACUACUCCGUCAUCGGGAAUGCCGGGAACUGGAUUCGGUUCAACGAGGUCGACGGCGUCAGGAUCUCUGGCGGGAUACUUGACGGACAAGGUACCGGACUCUGGUCAUGCAAGCUUCACGGAAGGAAGGACUGCCCCGUCGGCGCUAGGAAUUUGCACAUCACCAACUCAAACAACGUGGCGGUCGACGGGCUGACCUCCGUCAACAGCCAGAAGUUCCACAUCGCCGUCACCGGCAGCCAGAAUGUGAAGCUCCAGCACAUCACCGUCCACGCCCCGGGGAACAGCCCCAACACCGACGGCAUCCACGUCGCCAAAUCCAGCUUCGUCACGGUCCUCAACUCCACCAUCUCCACGGGCGACGACUGCGUAUCCAUGGGCCCGGGGGCCCGCAACGUGUGGAUCGAGUGGGUGGGGUGUGGGCCGGGCCACGGCAUUAGCAUAGGGAGCCUGGGCUGGAGGUUCCAGGAGCCCGGUGUGGAGAAUGUUACGGUUAAGAGGGUCCACUUCAAGGAGACAACCAACGGGCUCCGCAUCAAGACUUGGGCCCGGCCCAGCUUGGGUUUUGUGAGGAACGUUCUUUUUCACCACGUCGUCAUGGACGGCGUUAAGAACCCCAUCGUCGUCGACCAGAACUACUGCCCCGGAAACAAGAACUGCCCCAGCAAGGCCUCUGGGAUCAAGGUGAAGGACAUCAGGUACAAGAGCGUAGCCGGCACGUCGCGGAGCAAGGUCGCGGUGAGGUUCGACUGCAGCAGGACAAACCCUUGCACGGAGAUUAAGAUGCACGACGUGAAGCUUACCUACGUCGGCGGCGGUGGCCGUGGUAAUAAGAAGGCGGCCACCUUGUGUAGACAUGCCAAGGGUACUACCUCGGGUUUUGUUACGCCGAUGGUCAGGUGGUUUUCGUAGGAUCAUAGUCAUCAGUAUGUACGUAGAAUUAUGUUCGUAGCUACGAGUUUUUGGGUUGUAGUUUAAGCAUAUUGAAUUAUUUGAUUAUAUUACCUAUAAUUGGUUGUAAAAGAUUCUUUCUUAGAGAGCGAACAGUUGAGUAAAUUUUCAGUGUUACCAACACAUUUAUAAUUCAGCUAACAAGGGGUAGUGAUAUAUGGUUGAUGUCUUGGUGGCAUCAAGGGCGGAGCCAGGAUUUGAGACUCGGGGAGGCCGAGUUUUUCUUACUAUGUUAUCGCAAAAAAUCUAAAAAAGUUUAAAAAUUAUAUUAUACUAAUCGUAUAAAAAUUUGUGAGAUAUUAAAAAUUCUUAUUUUAUUUGUAUGACAUUAUAAUUUUUAAAUUUUAUAAUUCUGUAAUUGCACAGGAUCUUGUUUGACAUGAUUAAGAUAACUCAACAUAGAAGUUAUACUAACAAUGUUUUCACAUUCAGUUCAAUACAAAUUACAAAGCUAUAAAAAGUAACAAUGAAUGUUAAUAUUGUAUAGAAAAUUAUAUUUUCAUAACUAAAAAAUUGAUGUCUCUCAAAAUUAGUAUUGAAAAAAUUAUCUUUUAUUAGAAAACAAUCCUUCAAAUUGAAGAAUUUUAUUCUAAUUGGAAUUUAAGGACUUAACAAACUAAAAAUGAAAGUAAAUUAUUUAAUUUACUUGUUUUGUCAAAUGAAAAGGGAAACUCUAGUUAGUUUUAAAAAAUUAAAAGAAUUCAAAAGACAGAACAGUUAAGAAAUAUGUUAAAUAAAAACUUUUAUAUGAAAUAUAGUUCAAAACAGUUAUGAAACUAUAAAAAUGCUUCCGCUCCCAAAAAAUGUCGUGGCUACUAGCUACCAGAAGGUAUCGAACACACAAUCUCUAGCUUGUUUAACAACUUUAAAACCGCUAGACUAAGUAAGCUGGUUUGUUAUUUUCGUGCACUCUCAACUUAUUUAUAUAGGUUUUAAUAUUUAUACGUAAAAUACCCAACCGUUUAUGCGUGAACUCCAAAAUUCUCAGGGGGGCCGGGGCCUCCCCGAGGACUAAGCUAGUUCCGCCCCUGGGUGGCAUGGUGAGUGACCUGACCAUGCUAGACUGACUGUGCCGAUUACCUUGUAACUAGCUACAUGGUACGUAGAGACUAGAGAGGGGGCAACCUUUUGGCUUGAUCAUUUUGUUACCAUUGUAGAAUCCGUGGUCUAUUGGGAUGUUAGUUUAACCCUAAUCUGUGACUGUGAAUGUCCAAUAUGAUCUAAUUCGGUCAAAUCGUAAAAUUCAAUCUCAACGAGGUUUGAAUCGGGUGUGGAUUUUACUCUUUUUUUUUUUUUUUGAAAUUUACGGGUAGGAGUUCGGUGCGAGUCUUGCCCAUACUCGGGUUGCCUUCCACCCUGCAUGCACCUAUAGUUUUGUAUCUUAUCCUUAUUUAUAUUAUAAUUUAUAGAAGUUAUAUAUUAGUCUUUAAGUAAUAUAAUCCUACUAAUAUGAAUAUUUUAUUAAUGUUAUUAAUACUUUUAUAUAUAUUUUUAUAAAGAUAUUCAUGAAAAAAAAUUGAUAAUAUAAAAAAGUGGGUGUUGUGAAGAAUUUAUUUACGGUGAUGUCCAUAACCUCAUGCACACCUAUACACCUGUGAAUAAUGGAAUUUCUUUUUAAAACUCAAUGGUUAUUUUAUUUAUUUAUUUAAGGAUGAAGAGUUUGGAAAAAUUCGACUUAACCAAACUCAUUGCAAUGCCUAAUAGAAACAAGCAAAUCCCCUAGGUAUCCAACUCAAAUGGUCUCCUUCAUCAUGGUUAGUUAGAUUGACAUAAAUAGACUGUUAUGGGAUCAUCAACAUCAACAUAUAGUCAUAUACACAGGAGUGUAUAUUGGGUUUUUGCCACCUCAGCCACUAUAGAGCCGCCACUAAAUUGUGGAGGGGCAUUUGUGAGGAAUCACCAAAAAUAUCACUAAAAAUACCAACUUUAAGCAAAUUGUAUAAUGUAACUUUAAUGGUUGCAUUAAUAUUCCAACCUAUUAGGGUUAACGCCAUUUGUGUUCUGAAUUUUUCGUUGACCAUUAAACUUAACAGUUUGACUUACCGGAAGUCAAAAUAUAUUUGACUCUUAAUGACAUGUUACCAAUUAUCGUCCACAUAAGCGCCGCAUCUUCUAUACGUGUUAUUUAUUUUAUUUUUAUUGUAUUAGGGCUCUACAUACCCAUCCCAUCCUGCCAUAAAUACAGUUACCAGAUAUAAUAUUAAUUAGCUGUAAACACAUCGCCAUCAAUAAUAUUGACUACUAGAGGUGGUAAAUGGAUUGGAUUGGUGGAUUGAUGGAUUGGAUUGGUGGAUCCAUGGAUUAAAUGGAUUGGAUCUAAUGGAUUGGUGGAUUCAUGGAUUGGAUCAAGUGGAUUGGUGGAUUAUCCAUGAAUCCAAAUGAUAUCCUCAACCAAGGACCAAUAUGUAAAAACUUUAGGUACUAAAAUUUCAUAAUGAAAAAUUUUAGGUACCAAAACUUAAUUUUACAAUGAUAUUUUUCGUAUAAAAAAUUAAAUUUUAGGUACCAAAAUGUAAAAAAUAAAAAUUAUAGGUACUAAACCGUAAUUUGCCAAUGAUCCAUGGAUCCAAUCCAUGAAUCCAUCAAUCCAAUUGGAUUUGGAUAAAAUGGAUUGGAUUUAAAUGGAUUGGAUUAGGUGAAUAUUUUUAACUGAUUGAUGGAUCGAAUUGGUGAAUUGGAUUGAAAUUGCCACCUCUAUUGACUACUCAACUACCGCACCAUCUUAACUAUACUUGGGGUGUUGACCACUUGUGACUUGUUGACCACGAUAGGGCAAAGUGUAUAUACUAUACUACAAGUAGAAACAAACUCUAGUAUACCCACCUAAUCAAUCAAUAGGCCUGCCAAUGCUGAGUUGGCUAGUGGCUCACAGGCCUACUAUUUCUUAGCUCCGAUCCUCGGAAAGCCCUUGUAUGGGCAGUAUUGUUAGUUGCUAAUUUUGCAGGCCAGUUUGUUCAUUUUGCAGGGCUUGACUCAAUGGUCAAGUGUAGAUCAAUAUUACUUGCCUUCACUUCUAUUUGUGGCUCCGGUUUUUCCCUUUGCGCAAAUUUGGUUGUUGUGCAGCGUAUAAUGUGUUUCUUCAUUUUGCAGGUGAAGCAAGACGUAGGAGUUCAGAUUCUAGUCAUUACAUUUGUAGGAUUUGCUGUAUUGCGAUCACUUGACAGCUACAGGAGUUUGGUCCAUCACUUCUGCCUUAAAAAGGGUUGAAGUACAGACAUGGAUUCUAGUCAAUGCCUAAGUAUAUUAGGGUUGUCCAUAUCGUGACAAAAAAGCCCUUUUUCGUUGGAUCGUCCCACGUUUCUUCCUUAUUUAUCUUUUAUGAUUUGACCUGCAAAGGUCUUGUACUUAUAUUUCGUAUCUUGCUCUCUCCCAUCUUGUCUUGUGGGAUACUUUUGAAAAUAAAAACUCUAGUAUACCCACUUCAAGUUGUCUCCUUUGGUUAACCAUAGUCAGAUUGGCUAUUUAAGGUUGACUCUAUGUACCCAUUGUUGAGAUUGAUAAUCAGGGUAUUUUCUCUUUACGUUUACCUUGGUGUUACGGGAUCGAUAAUGAGGAUGCAACCUUGUAUAAAAAAUAUGAAUAAGUGUGAUUGACUUGAAUUGGCAUAAUUGGGGAGAAGGGCCUAUUCACAAUUACAUUAACAGCGGUUGUUGUUAAAACCUUUCCGACUGUUCUACUUUAUUAAUUUGUAAAAAAUUUACAUGUAAUUUUACCCAUAUUUCAAAAAUAUGAAAACUACAACCCCUUCUAACUUUAACCUAACUUCACCAUUGAUCAUCUGCCAGGUUUUUAUAAUGGUAGAAUGUGAGGUUGAAAUCAACCACCAUGCAAAAGUACUAUACUUGCGGUGUUUAUCAGUGUAAACUACAAAGUAGCUAUAAAAACAAGUCCAACAAACCCAACUAGUUAGAUUGGGUAUCUAAGACUAGCUAGGUACCAUCUUGCCAAAAAUGGCCAACAUUAUGGCAUAUUGUAUUAGCUGUAAACACAAAUUGCGAUCAAUAAUGAAGUAUCCAGCUAGUUGGGGCUUAGUAGUUCAAUAUUCGUACAAGGACUAGUAAAAUAUCUAUCUAUCUAUCUAUCUAUCUAUAUGGGGGAAGUUUGGGCAAAAGGGAAUGGUUGCUUUCAUGUACACGUCGCAAACAAAAUGCUUUCUUUCCAUAUUUGCUUGAGAAUUCCAGAUGGAAUCUAUAAAAUAUAUGCAUGUUCAUCUUCAUCGGGACUUAUCAUCAUGACAUGAGGCAUCUUUCUCAUCUAUGUUCCUAACACCAAAUCUACUCGUUUACGAAAACAUGUGGUUGAGCCAAAAUUCGAAACUCUCAUCAGCGUCAGUGGUGGAGCCAAAAAUUCGAAUGAGGGAGGGCUAAAAAUUUACACACAGAGAAUUCGAACUGGCGAGGGAGCUAACGCCUUAUCAACUACUAUAUUUUGUCAAUUUAUUACAAAAUUUACCUGUAAUUUUACAUGAUUUUGAGAGUUGAGGGGGCUAUAGCCCCCCCGCCACUAAGGUAGCUUUGCCACUGAUCGUCGUCGUUCAAUGAACUCUGUAUAUUCUA
Molecule: messenger RNA, 5868 nt
Organism: Linum trigynum
Lineage: Eukaryota; Viridiplantae; Streptophyta; Magnoliopsida; Malpighiales; Linaceae
Source: the annotation of a GenBank genome assembly